Molecule: messenger RNA, 816 nt
Organism: Penicillium antarcticum
Lineage: Eukaryota; Fungi; Ascomycota; Eurotiomycetes; Eurotiales; Aspergillaceae
Exons: 1
Coding region: 1-816 (271 amino acids)
Source: RefSeq, a predicted model, not a curated record
AUGGCCCAAUGCUCCGCCCCCGUUGAAGGGAUAGUCGGUUCAUACACUGGCAAUAGCUUCGCUCUCCAGGGUUUUAUCGUCAGCCUGUUGGGCAUUGCCAUAUACAGCUCGCUGGAGUUGAUUGUCUUGGUGUUUUCAAUAUUUCAUACCUACAGCGGACUUUACUUCUGGAGUCUUCUCAUAACAGCCCUUCUUGGCAUUAUUCCCGACGCCCUGGGUUUGCUUCUGAAAUAUUUCCAACUUGCGCCCAUAUGGAUCCCAGUUACAUUGUCGACUGCGGGAUGGUGUAUCAUGGUGACUGGCCAGUCGUUGGUUCUCUACUCCCGGCUGCAUCUCGUGCAACAAAACAAACGAGUCCUUCGGUUUGUCUUGGGUAUGAUCAUCUUUGACGCAAUUGUCUUCCAAAUACCCCAGAUAAUUGCCUCAUAUGGUGUUGUCUAUGCCUGUGAUCUUGACUUUGGUCGCUUUUUCAACGUUUGGGAGAAGGUGCAACUGACCGUCUUCUUCGUCCAGGAGAUUAUCAUCUCCAGCAUAUUCAUUGUGCAGACUGUCAAACUUUUACGCAGCUACCCAACGAGGAGCAAACGGAAGACAAACAUCAUGUAUCAACUUCUGGCAAUAAAUUCUGCUAUCAUUUUGAUGGAUAUAUCUCUGAUUGUGAUGGAAUUUCUGGGCUUGUUCAUCAUCCAAACUGUGCUCAAAACCUUCUUCUACACCGUCAAGUUGAAGUUGGAGAUUGCAGUUUUGUCGAGGCUGGUCUCUUUUGUACAAUAUGACUUCCACCAGGAUUCGUCUGGAUUUAGUCGAACAAAAUGA